UUGUCACGCUGACAUGCGCAGAGGAAGAGAGUUUCAAGACUGCGGGCAGAAGAACUCUGGCUGUUCAGGUUUAGAGGAAAAAAGAGAGCAGAGUAUUGUAAAGGCAGUGGCAACCUCUCAAUUGCAGCAAAACGGACGGGCAGGGGAAAAAUAAUGAGGAUUCUUGCAAAAGUGGUCUUAGUGCCGCCAUGAUAUCUCCACAAAAACAGUACGAAGUGUCCAUCCUCUUCCGAGUUCAUGCUCCGAAAGCAAGUCCUUUGGAAAGGGUAUGGCUCUUGGGCUCGAUCCCCGAGCUAGGAGAGUGGAAUCCCGCCCGUGCCGUGGAGUGUGGACAGGCGGCGGACGAAUGGAAGGUAUGGCAGGCCACUGUGCGGUUGCCCACCGACUCUUCCUUCAAGUGGGCCUGGUGCACCCUCACUGUGGAUGGCCAUCUCAAGAGUUUCGAGAAUGGCGACAAGCGGUUCCGGCAGAUCUUCUGCUACAGCGGCGUGCUGCACACCAUCUACAGCGAACCGGAUGUGGAAGUGUUCCGACAGAACAUGGGUAGCGCCGUUCUCACCACCGAGCGGAAGACGAAGCGAAACGACGUCGUUGCGGUCAUCGGCUCAUGCCCGUCGCUGGGCUGCUGGGAUCCCAAGCAUGCUGUCAUCGCCAACGAGUUUCCUCGCCGCUCCGGCAACUGGACCGCAACCGUGUUCUUCGACUCCGGCAGACUCCAGGAGUGGAACUGGAUUAUUAUGGACAAGAAUACUAAAGAAAUUCGCUUAUCAGAGAAGCACAGUACUCGCUUCCUGUUCGACACGCAUGGCUGGAUAAAAAUUCACGUAGAAUGGAACAAGGAGCCGGCUGUACUCGACUGGGCGCCUCGGGACCACGUAGGUGAUGACUACAUCGGCACAGUUGAGCUACUGAGGAAGAUGAAAGCGAGGUUGCUAGAGAUACGGCGAUGGGAAGACGCGGCAGAGGCCAGGCGGCUGGGUUUUCCGGCGGGAAGGAUGCUACCAUCGCCGACUUUGAUGGGGCAGAUCAACUUGCCCCAGUACAGCAACAUCACUUUCCUGUCGUCUCCCACCAUGAGUCCCUCUAAAUCUCCGCAGCCCGUCCUGCAGAUCAAGCCCUUCCGUGGCUCCGGGCUGCCCGACCAGAUCAACACUUCGCCCAUCAAAUCCCCACCGGCUUCUCCGAUCAGAUCGGUUUCUCCUGGUACUGGUGAUCAAGCCCCACCCGAUGCUUCAAUGCCUGCUCUCCAGCCCCAUACCUCCCGCACACGAGCCGUGUCCCCACCGCCAGUACCCAAAAGGUCUGCAGGGACAUGCACGGAAGUGGUCAGCGAGUCAAACAGCGAAUCCGAGAGAAUUAAAAAGCAGAAAAACACGCCGAUAGACAUGUCCCUGCUGGGCUUCCACUGCGCCCCUCCUCAGCAGUCCCCUCCACGUGGAAAGACUGAGAGUGGAACGGAUGAAAAAAGACGUAACCUGGUGAGUGACCCGGGCAAACCGGGGUACUCCAGCGACCUACCCCAUGGCUUUGGUACUGACCCGGACGGCCAGGCUCGGAAGUACAACGUGACCUCCACAUCUCCGCCGCUCUUCUCCCGUUACGACAGCAGCCCGCCGCCCUUCUCCCGUUACGACAUCAGCUCGCCGCCCUUCUCCCGUUACGACAGCAGCCCGCCGCUCUUCUCCCGUUACGACAGCAGCCCGCCGCUGGAUGUGGGGGCGAACGACAGCAAAAUCGCGCCUACCCCGGGUAUCGAGAACUACCUGGGACAUUCGCUGCUGGGGCGGGACGCGGGGAUUCUGAUUAGCAGCGGCAAACCGCUUUUGCUGGAAGGCGGCGGAACCGUCUCCGGAAUGGAGGAAAAACUGGGUCUCCCUCCCAACAUGGAGGUCGGGAUGGAUCGACUGAAAUGCUGCAGGACAUCUCGGAGGUGCGAGAGCAGGCGCGUACCCUGGACAGGAUGGAGCUGGUCCGCCAGCGCGAGGAACGCAACAAGGCCAAGUUCCAGCACGGCCUCGAUUUCGCAAACGCCGCCACCAUCAAACGUUCAGCAUCGCCACCUCGCAACAGGCCGAGUUUUAACUCUUCAGAGAAAAGUCCAACCGUAGAAGGCAAGAGUGCUGACUUUUCAUUUACCACUCAAUCAAAGCAAAAAGAAGACUCCAGCAAUAACUUCGGCGUACAAAAUCGGACCGUCAGUCCAACCAGCCUGACGGAGAAGUCUCCACCCAAGAAGGUUUCGGGCAAAGUGCACAAAACCGCACGUGACCAGCAGUCUGACAAGAAUACUCCCAAGCCCACCCAGACCGCGGACAAGGGGGAUGCCAUGUCGAGUCCAUCCAUCACCUCCCCGUCGAAGGGGUCGAAAGACGCUCUCACCGCCGACCUCAAGGCUAACCAGAGAACUGAAGAUCGUGAUCCUCAGGCUCAGGCCUGCUCCAGCGCUUCUGACGUGGAAGACGCCAAACGUCGCAACAUUGGCUGCUUCGGCGGCAACGCCAAGAACAUCCUCAAGAAGAACAACAGCACGCGGAAAUCGCGCGCGACGGAGAGAUGCGAGCGGUGCAGCGCCCCAAUUGCAGAUGGCAAGGUUCGAGGCGACGCAUGCCACUGCUCCAACCCUUCACACGUCAGGAGCGGCGCCAGGAAAACCAGUUCCCCGUCGCCCCGCUUCAACCAGUCGGUGACUAACAACCCAGGCAAGGGGAAGUAACAAGGGGGUCGGACAAAGGGAUGUAAUAAGGAGCUCAGGCAAGAAACUUGUGUUGGGGGGUAAGAGGGAGGGGAGUAUUCACUCGUCGUGCCACGUGUCCUUCGCCGUCAAGUACAGACAUAAACACAUCAAUCCGCGCGCUCUUUCUACAAUUAACCGCUGAUUUGCACAACGAUGUCCAAACAUGCCUUGUAAUAGUGCUCUAGUGUUGACUUCUUUUUACAAAGCACAGAGUCUUAAAUAUAUUUAUUUCUUUUGAAAA
Molecule: messenger RNA, 2975 nt
Organism: Pomacea canaliculata
Lineage: Eukaryota; Metazoa; Mollusca; Gastropoda; Architaenioglossa; Ampullariidae
Exons: 13
Coding region: 189-2108 (639 amino acids)
Cellular component (GO): membrane
Molecular function (GO): starch binding
Source: RefSeq, a predicted model, not a curated record